Prorocentrum cordatum is the source of this 1116-nucleotide messenger RNA. The record is from the annotation of a GenBank genome assembly. Lineage: Eukaryota; Dinophyceae; Prorocentrales; Prorocentraceae.
AUGGCUGUCCUCAGCUGGCCCUCGCGCGAUCGUCCUCUGGCCCUCUUCAGCUCCGAGGCUGUGAUGUGGGCCGCGUGUCGCCGAUCGGGCUGGCGGCUUCCUCUGACGCCUCUGCCAGCGAGGCUCCGCUGCCGGCGUGCCCCCUUGCCCUCUCUCCCAGCCAGCCAUGCGGACCGUCGGCUCCAGACCAGAGGGGUGUCAGUCUGCGAGCAGCGCGCGCUGGCCCCCCAGCGGGCCGGCGCGCCGCCCAUGGCGGCCUACCGACCGGGGCAGGGGCUGACGUCCGGCACGGCGGAGAAGCUGCGGGCGAGGCAGCGCGCGGCGGAGAAGUGCGAGGUCUGCGGGGAGAGGGUGGAGGAGGCGGGCCUCAACUGCGCCUCGGUCGACGACUCGCGCCAGUGGAAGGGCCUGCUCGGCGAGGGCACGGGCGCGAGGAAGAAGGCCCGCUGCGGCGAGUGCACGAGGCCCCUGCCCGAGGACCACGACCCUGCGCUGGGGGCCUUCUGCGCGGCCUGCGCGCCGAGGUGCGCCGCCCUGCUCGACGCGGGCCGGCGCCGGGAGGAGCGGGUCGAGCCCGAGGCGGCGCCGGCGGAGCCAGAGGAGGAGAUGCAGUUCGGCCAUCUGAUCCGCCCUGGCAUCUGCGGCAGGUGCCGCGAGGAGCGGCGCCGCCGCGGCGCGGAGGAGGCCCGGGCGAAGCGGGAGGAGCGCGAGCAGGAGCGGGAGCUGGCGCUGGAGGAGGGCCUGCUCCCAUCGGGACGUCUGGAGCUCUCCCUCGCCGAGCGGCCCUUUGGGAUGACGGCCUCCAAGGCGGAGGGCGUCGGCUACCUCGUGGCCAAGGUGUCCGACGGGAAGCCCGCGGCAAAGGCUGGCGUGCGGCCCGGCAUGCGCGUCGCCGAGGUGGCCGGCACCUCCUGCGGCGGCCUGGACAUGGAGUCCGUCCAGGCGCUGCUGAAGGGCGCGGCGCUGCCGGUUCCCGUCGCGUUCGAGGCGGUGCCAGAGAACGGCGACUUCUGCACCCGCGUGCUGGUGUGGGCGCAGUUCUCCAGGAAGAUGCGCACCAGGCCGCCGGACAAGCGCCGGUGCGCGGCCUGCGUGGAGGCUGGCGGCGGGGAGUGA